CGGGCUCCACGUCUCGCUCUCUCAGAAGUUCUGCGACACCCGAUAACUUAUCAACAAAUAAAUACAUGACUUCAUCGAAUAAACCGACUUCGAUGCUUGUCUCUAGCAUUCAGCAAAAGUGUAGUGAAGUUUGGCAAGUUUUGUGAAGUGUAGUGAACUUGUGGAGUUAAUCAUGAAUGGUGCCCCAGCGAGACGACCGAAGAGCGCCUUCUCCGAAAUGGGUGUUCGGAUAAAGGAGGUGUCGGAGGGGCGGCCCUGCGACAACUGCCCAGAGUUAUGCCCGGGAUUCAUUCCUCAUGCUUGGAGAAAAACCUGCAAGUCAUGCGGCUGCGAUCGUCUACAGCACUCCGUGUACCACGAGGAGCUGGACUCCGUGCGAGACCGGCUCGGGCUGCGAGAUCGGCCGCAGAUAGGCCUCGGGCUGGACUCGCCGCCUGGACUCACUCACAAGCAGACGGAACUGUACUGGGCUUCGUUAGCGGAACGUGCGCCAAGCAACGUAGGCGGCGCCACUGGGCCGGCAGCGUGGCGCGCCUGGCGAACUAGAGCGCUCGCUACUCAGCUGCCGAAGCAAGACUUAUCUCUCUCACACUGCCGACACAUCGAUGAAGUUCACCGCAAGCAGUUUGAAGACUUUGUCGCUGCUAGGAAUGAAAUAGCUCUAGAUAUAGGUGUUGCUGGUCAGCAUCUUAGCGCGCCGGUGGGAUGUUUAGGUUGCGAUAAGCCUAUUCGGAGCGGAAGUAUCUCUAUCUGCGCACCGCGGUUGGGCCAAGAGGCAUUGUUCCACCCAGCAUGCUUCUCCUGCUCGGAAUGCGACGAGCUGCUGGUGGAGCUAGCGUACUGCGCGCUGGACGGCCGGCUGUUCUGCGUCAGGCAUUACGCCGAACGGCUGAAACCGAGGUGCCAUGCUUGCGAUGAGCUAAUUUUCAGUGGCGAAUACACCAAGGCGAUGAACAAGGACUGGCACAGCGGGCACUUCUGCUGCUGGCAGUGCGAUGAGUCGCUGACCGGCCAGCGCUACGUGCUGCGCGAUGAGCACCCCUACUGCAUCAAGUGCUAUGAGAGCGUCUUCGCCAACGGCUGCGAGGAGUGCAACAAGACCAUUGGCAUCGACUCCAAGGACCUGUCAUACAAGGACAAGCACUGGCAUGAGGCGUGCUUCCUGUGCGCCAAGUGCCGCGUGUCGCUGGUGGACAAGCAGUUCGGCUCCAAGCUCGACAAGAUCUACUGCGGUAACUGCUACGACGCGCAGUUCGCCAGCCGCUGCGAUGGCUGCGGCGAAGUGUUCCGCGCCGGAACCAAGAAGAUGGAGUACAAGACCCGGCAGUGGCACGAGAAGUGUUUCUGCUGCGUGGUGUGCAAGAACCCCAUCGGCACCAAGAGCUUCAUCCCGCGCGAGCAGGAGAUCUACUGCGCCGGCUGCUACGAGGACAAGUUCGCCACCCGCUGCGUCAAGUGCAACAAGAUCAUCACGCAAGGCGGCGUGACGUACAAGAACGAGCCGUGGCACCGCGAGUGCUUCACGUGCACCAACUGCAACACGUCGCUGGCGGGCCAGCGGUUCACGUCGCGCGACGAGAAACCCUACUGCGCCGAGUGCUUCGGCGAGCUGUUCGCCAAGCGCUGCACGUCGUGCGCCAAGCCCAUCACCGGCAUCGGCGGCACCCGCUUCAUCUCGUUCGAGGACCGCCACUGGCACAACGACUGCUUCAUCUGCGCGCAGUGCAAGACCUCGCUGGUCGGCAAAGGGUUCAUCACCGACGCCGCCGACAUCAUCUGUCCCGAGUGCGCCAAGCAGAAGCUCAUGUAAACACACACACACACACACCCACCCAACGCCAAGUCGACUAACGAACGUAGCAAACAAAAUUACGCGCUUUCAUUUUUAAAAAAAACAGCGUCGGUUUCAAAAUUAGAAUAUGCUUUGAAAAGAAAUGCGCUUUCAUUUUGUGUCAUAGUUACCGGCACGCAAUUUCAUUCGCAACUGCUUUUUUCUAACAGCACGAUUUUAGUUUAGCUAAACUGAUUCGUGUUUUAAUUUGUGGUGCAGCGAAAAAACCAUACUGCCAGUAGUUGGUAGCGCGAAGGACUGGGUCGAGUCGGAGGGACGCGACCCGCCGAGAGACCUGUUCGACCUUGUCAACAUAACCAACUUCCGAAAGGGCAAAUAAAAAUAGUCCGACCGAAGCGUUGUUAACCGAUAUUUUUAUACAAAAAUUCGAGAAAAUUAAAAAAAAUAUAAAGGAUGCACAAGUGUAUGAGUAUUUAAUUUCGCUUUUCUACUGGUUUUAUUUAAGGUGUUUACAUAUUUUGGCUGUAAGCUUCAGUUGUCACUAAUCCAGUGAUCCAUCCACGCCUAUUUAUUUAGGAUCGUUAUACAUAUGUAUUUAUACGCUAAUUGCCAUACAAUUUUGCUUUAGCUGUUGUAUUAGUCCCUUAGAUUUUAUUGUCAAUUUACCUAGUGCGAUUCACGCGAUGCCUUAAUAACAUAUCUAAGUCAAUUUCGAGGGUAUAUAUGAUUUGUGUUGUACAUGUAUUUCGACGAUAUAAUUUACAACAUGAUUAAGUCCGGGACGACCGGACGUCAUCUAUAGCUAUAGGUAGGAGAUGCAAACAUAUCUUUGCCGGUAACAGAGAUGCUACGCUCAAAUCGGUUCGCAGCGACGUUAGUUUGGUCACUAGCAAAGAUAGAUUUGCGGUUAAUCUGUUUAAUCGCCAAGGUGCCAUGACGAUAGUUGACAGCUAUUGUAGAAACUAUAAAAACAUCUAUAAAGUAUUAUUAAGCCUCCAAUAGCUUUCAAUCCGUCAUCAAUUUGGAGUGAUAAGUGCUUGUUAUUGUUUAAAACUCGUAACAUAGGGUAAGAAUUGACAUUUUAAUGAUAUGUGUUAUACUUGUAAGUAUUUAUUUAGCUAUACGGGAGUAGGUACGCAUUGUUGCGAGGGCGGCCGCGCGAGGUGGUCGCGCCGAGGCGAGCGCUUCCUAACACUUAAAUGACGUUUCGUCAUAGUUUUUACUAAUAAAAAAAUAAUAAAAUAUUUUUGUUCUCGAAUUAGAAUUACUCGUGUUACAAUAAUAUAAUUGAAUGUUAUCGCUAUUUUUACAAGGUAAUAUUAUAAAGUAGGGUAACAUCUGUGUUGAAUGAGACCACGAUCAGGGAUCACUUAUGGGUACUUGUUAAAGGAUAAAUUAUUAGAAUGUUGAAAAUAUAAAUUUAUAUUAAUGUGUACACUUUUAAACUGUUUAGCUGUGUGAUCUGAUCUAAUUUAAAUCUUUGUAUCUAUCUACUCAUAGAUUGUAUAAACUACGAAACUGAAUAAACCAUUAAAAGUA
Molecule: messenger RNA, 3331 nt
Organism: Cydia strobilella
Lineage: Eukaryota; Metazoa; Arthropoda; Insecta; Lepidoptera; Tortricidae
Gene: Lmpt
Product: four and a half LIM domains protein 2-like
Exons: 11
Coding region: 173-1810 (545 amino acids)
Cellular component (GO): nucleus; Z disc
Molecular function (GO): transcription coregulator activity; zinc ion binding
Source: RefSeq, a predicted model, not a curated record